Molecule: messenger RNA, 625 nt
Organism: Porites evermanni
Lineage: Eukaryota; Metazoa; Cnidaria; Anthozoa; Scleractinia; Poritidae
Source: the annotation of a GenBank genome assembly
GUGUUUGGAAGGAUAGAGUCACAAUUCCAAUGUUUAAAAGGAUACGGCGAGAAUUCCAAUGUUUGGAAGGGUAAGACCACAAUUCCAAUCUUUGCAAGGAUAAGGUCAGAAUUGCAAUCUUUGGAAGAAUUAGGUCAGAAUUCCAAUCUUUGGAAGGAUGAGGUCAGAAUUCCCAAGUUUUGAAAGAUAAGGUCACAAUUCGAAUCUUUAAAAGGAUUAGGUCAGAAUUCCAAUCUUUGUAAAGAUAAUGUCGGAAUUUCAGUGUUUGGAAGGACAUGGCCAUAAUUGCAAUGUUUCGAAAGAUAAGGUCAGAAUUCGAAUGUUUAAAAGGAUAAGGUAAGAAUUCCUGAUGUUUGAUAGGAUAAGACCAGAAUUCGAAUGUUUGGAACGAUAGGGCAUGAAUUCUAAUUCUUGGAAGCAUAAGGUCAGAAUUCCCAUGUUUGGAAAGAUAAGGUCAAAAUUCCAACGUUGGGAAAGAUUAGGUCAGAAUUCCAGUGUUUGGAAAGAUAAGGUCAGAAUUCCAAUGUUUGGAAGGAUAAGGUCCGAUUCGAAUAUUUGGAAGGAUAAGGUAACAAUUGUAAUGUUUGAAAGAAUAAGACAAGAAUUCCAGUGUUUGGAAGGAUAG